AUGAACAAUCGACGAGUUCAUGCCAAUAAUAGAUUAAAUGAUAAUAAAAAAUUGCGAAGGAUAAAGGCUGUGAAAGAUCUCUUUAAUAAAAAGGAUAGCCGAAUUAUGAGUUAUAGAAAACGGGAUCUGUUAAAAAUUCUGGCAAAUCAUGCAUAUCAUUCACUGGAAGUGAGUAAAACUGAAGAUAAAGGUUCAAAAUCGGUCAUUAAUGUUUAUGAUCUAUUGUGGCGCUCAGAAGAGUUGAGACUUUUAUUAAGAAAUGUUCUCGAUAAACAUGUAAGAGUGAGACAAAUGGCGCAGCAAUUGCGACCUCGGAACUAUGAUGACGAGAUACAAUGCUAUGAUAAAAUACCACCGGAUGAUGCUCCCGAUUGGUCAUAUGUUGAUCAACCAGAUAUGGUAUAUGACACAGAAUAUACAGACGAUUUAAAUAUUGAUGAUGAAGAUUUAAACGCAAUUUUAGAAGAUAAAGCGGAUAAAUCUGAAAGUUUUAUGCAAGAAGAUUAA
Molecule: messenger RNA, 507 nt
Organism: Rhizophagus irregularis DAOM 181602=DAOM 197198
Lineage: Eukaryota; Fungi; Glomeromycota; Glomeromycetes; Glomerales; Glomeraceae
Source: RefSeq, a predicted model, not a curated record